CAACCAACCUAAACCGAUAACAUUAUUUCUUUCUUCUCCAUUUUUCUUUCUCCGUUGUUCCCCCUUCCUCUCCCCCACAAAAUCUUCUUCAGAAUUUUGGCUAUAAAUUAAACAAAAUAAUGACUUGUCAUGGUGAUGAUAAUAAACUGAGUCUUGAUUCGAUAAGGGACAGUUUAAAUAGACAAGAAGAUACCAUCAUUUUCAACCUUAUUGAAAGAAUCAAAUUCCCAACAAAUCCAACCUUGUAUAAACAACCUUCUUCUUUCAAUAUUUCUGGUUUUUCAGGGCCAUUGUUCCAAUACUUGUUUCAAGAAACAGAAGCCCUUCAAUCUAAGGUUGGUAGAUACAUAUCCCCUGAAGAAAAUCCGUUCUUUCCAAAUAAUCUGCCAGACUCAAUCAUACCACCAACCAAAUGCACACCGGUUCUGCAUUCUGCAGCAGAGUCGGUGAAUGUGAAUGAGAAGAUAUUGGAUGUUUAUAUAAAUCAGAUGCUUCCACUAUUCUGUACCGAGGCUGAUGAUAUUGGAAACCUUGCAACUACUGCUGCUUGUGAUAUCCAGUUAUUGCAGGCGCUCUCUAGAAGGAUUCACUAUGGAAAAUUUGUUGCUGAAGUUAAAUUCAGGGAUUGCACUGAUGAGUAUAAGCAAUUUAUUCUUGCUCAGGAUAGGGAUGCUCUAAUGAAGCUAUUGACAUUUGAAGCUGUUGAAGAGAUGGUAAAGAAGAGAGUGGCAAAGAAAGCCGGGGUGUUUGGACAAGAAGUGACCUUAAAUGAUAGUGCUAAAGAAGUGAAGGGCAAGGUUGAUCCAUCACUAGUUUCACGCUUAUAUGAUGAAUGGAUAAUGCCUUUGACCAAACUAGUCGAAGUUGAGUACCUUCUACGCCGUCUUGAUUAGAUUGUUAUUGUUGUUGUGAUUGUUUUCACCAUUCAUACCAUGGUUGCUACUAUUAUUGAUGACAUUAAUGCGGAAGCAAUGAUGAUUCACAUUAAACCAUUUUAAAAGGAGAGAAAUGUACCGUUUUUCUCAAAA
Molecule: messenger RNA, 1028 nt
Organism: Capsicum annuum
Lineage: Eukaryota; Viridiplantae; Streptophyta; Magnoliopsida; Solanales; Solanaceae
Product: chorismate mutase 2
Exons: 5
Coding region: 120-893 (257 amino acids)
Biological process (GO): aromatic amino acid biosynthetic process; chorismate metabolic process
Cellular component (GO): cytoplasm
Molecular function (GO): chorismate mutase activity
Source: RefSeq, a predicted model, not a curated record